This is a messenger RNA of Botrytis sinoallii, 1896 nucleotides long. RefSeq lists its product as uncharacterized. The transcript is spliced from 8 exons. The coding region runs from base 1 to 1896 and encodes 631 amino acids. The record is from RefSeq and is a predicted model, not a curated record. Lineage: Eukaryota; Fungi; Ascomycota; Leotiomycetes; Helotiales; Sclerotiniaceae.
AUGGGAGAAAUUAUCAUGGGCGGCGACGCAGACAGCCAGUCGCCCUUGCCUAUCAUGGGUUCUUGGGCGGCGACCAAACCAGCAAAAUCAGAUGUAUCGUGGCACAUUCAGAACAAACACAUUUUACAUUCUCUCGUUAUCACCGCGUCUCAAAUCAAGACGUAUUGGUACGGGAAAUUCUUCGAAGGAAACCAGCAACUUCAUCCAAAUCCAAUCACCUCGGAUUGGCAAAUCAUCGCAAAGAAUAAGCGUGAAUCGGUCAACUGUUUGAUCCCUGAGAAAUGGCGCUUGGACUCGAUACCCUCGGUCGAGGAACAAAAAGAUGUAACGGGCGAUUACAUUCAGCAGUUUCUUUCUGCCCGAGAGAUCGAGAUUACUGAGACGGAUGCUGUGGGAAUUGUAGAGAAAACUAGCAGUGGCGAAUGGAAGUCACGAGAAGUUUGUGAAGCUUUCUGUCACCGGGCAGCUUUGGCGCAUCAAUUGGUUAAUUGUUUGCAUGAAAUAUUUUUCGAUGAUGCUAUUUCAGAAGCGCAAAAACUGGACGAUUAUUUUGCUGAACACAGAAAGCCAAUUGGUCCACUACAUGGAUUACCAGUCAGCUUGAAAGACCAGUUUCACGUUAGAGGUGUGGAAACCACUAUGGGCUAUGUAGGCUGGAUUGGAACCUUUGAAGGAAAGAAGGGUACAGGAAAAGAGCGAGUGUUUGAGAGCGAGAUGGUCAAAGAGUUACGAAGUCUUGGUGCGAUAAUGUUUUGUAAAACAACUGUUCCUCAAACACUCAUGGCGGGUGAGACUGUCAACAAUAUUAUGGGUACAACGGAGAACCCAAAGAACAGACUCUUAGGACCAGGUGGAAGCUCAGGAGGCGAAGGAGCAUUGAUAGGAUUGAGAGGUAGUCCAGUAGGAUUUGGUACUGAUAUUGGAGGAAGCAUUCGGAUUCCAGCAGCUUUCAACGGACUUUAUGGCAUUCGUCCUUCGGCAGGUAGAAUGCCUUAUGAAGGUAUGGCCAACAGUUUGGCUGGACAAAAUACUAUUUUAUCGGUUGUGGGCCCAAUUGCCACAACAGCUCGAUCUUUGAAAUUGGUCAUGAAGAGCAUUCUUAGUGCUCAACCGUGGCUACAUGAUCCAUUAGUAUGUGAAAUACCAUGGCGUGAUGAACAAGAACAAAUGAUUCUUGAUACUAUCAAAUCUAACGGCGGUGGUCAAUUGGCUUUCGGAGUCUUCAAGUGCGAUAGAGGGGUUGCUCCUCAACCUCCUGUUGGUAGAGCUAUUGAUAUCGUGGUUAAUACUGUCAAGAGACUUGGACACAAGGUUAUCGAAUGGAAACCACCUUCUCAUCAAAGAGGAUGCGCGAUAGGAAGUAAAGCAUGGUCUUUUGACGGAGGAAAAGACGUUCACGAAGCCCUAGCACUCUCCGGCGAACCCAUGAUCCCUCAAAUUCAAGGUCACUACAGUACUCUCAAACCUCAAAUGACCGGUUUCGACAUCGCCGCCGUAAAUGUCGAAAAACGCGAAUACCAAAAAGAAUACAUGGACUAUUGGAACAGCACUGUCUCACUUACUGGUACUGGCAGAGCUAUCGAUGCGGUUAUUACUCCGUUGGCUCCUAUGCCUGCGAAUCUUACGAUGACGUUUGAUUAUAUUGCGUAUUCGACAUUUGUCAAUCUUCUUGAUUACAGCGCUGCUAUUUUACCAGUUACAACGGUGGAUAAGAAUGUGGAUGUUUUCGAUCUAGAAUACAAACCGCUAAAUGCAGAGGAUGAAAAGGUUUGGAAAUGCUAUGAUCCGGAAGUUUAUGAUGGUGCGCAUGUGAGCGUGCAGAUUGUGGGGAGAAGGUUUCAAGAGGAAAAGGUUAUUGCUAUUACCGAGAUGCUUGGGGAUGCAUUGGGGAAAUAG